Molecule: messenger RNA, 2563 nt
Organism: Juglans microcarpa x Juglans regia
Lineage: Eukaryota; Viridiplantae; Streptophyta; Magnoliopsida; Fagales; Juglandaceae
Product: probable glutamate carboxypeptidase AMP1
Molecular function (GO): carboxypeptidase activity
Source: RefSeq, a predicted model, not a curated record
CGAUCCUCACGUCACUCUCGAGUCUCGAUCACAAAUGCUCACCAACGACAAAAGGUAAAACACAUAUGUACGUAUGUAUAACGCUUGACAACGUUAAAAAAUUAAUACAGAAACAACAACAAAAGCAACUCCCACCGAGAACCUCUGCAGGCUGGAAAGCCCCAUAGAAACCAGUUCUAACUCCUCCUCUCAUGUAACGCCAACUCUAAACCCUAAACUCUCUCUAAACUCGGUCUCUCUUUCUGGAAAUGGCUGAAGCCGUUUUCUGCAAGCCCAGUACCAUCUUCACGUCGAAACCAUCUCCCUUAUGCACCUUUCCGCUCCUCCUUGUCCUCUGCAUUCUCGGCUUCUAUACUCUACUUUACCCAAGCACUACACCAUCGUCAUCAAAAUCCCAAAAUGCUCUCCGCUUCAGCCAGGUUUUUCUCUCCUCUGCCAACAACACCACCCUCGCCUCCUACCUCCGAGCCCUCACCCAGCACCCUCACCUCGCCGGAACCAAAGCUUCCUUCGACACCACCCAUUACGUCCUCUCCCACUUCAAGGGCCUCGGACUCGAAACUCGCACCGCUCAAUACCGGGCCCUCCUCUCCUAUCCUGCGCACUCCUCCCUUUCCGCGCAUUUUAUCAACGGCACUGUCCUUCGCCUGCCCUUGACGGAGUUCACCCUGGAGACACCGGACGUUGUACCACCCUACCAUGCGUACUCCCCGUCCGGGUCGGUGUACGCUAAGGUAGUGUUCGUUAAUCACGGUACGGACGAAGACUAUCGUGCGCUGGGGUUGGGGGUGAACGCUAGCGGGUGUGUGGUGAUUGCGAGGAAGGGUGAUUUGCCCAGAGGGAUUGUGGUCCAAAAGGCUGAGGCGCAUGGGGCGGUGGCUAUGCUACUGUACGCCGAGGGGGACAAGUUUAAGAAGGGUUUUGAGAGAGGGACCGUGAUGAGGGGCGUGGGGGACCCACUGAGCCCCGGGUGGGCAGGGGUUGAUGGUGGCGAGAGCUUGGACAUGGAGGAGGCUGAGGUUUUGAGAAGAUUUCCUAAAAUUCCGUCCAUGCCUUUGUCCGCCGAGGCCGCCGGAGUCAUCUUAGGCUCUCUUGGGGGCGCGCCGUUUCCUCCGGAGUGGCGCAUCGGGGUCGGGCAUGUCGGCCCAGGCCCCACAAUUUUGAACUUCAGUUAUCAGGGGGAGGAAAGGGUAGUCAGUAUCCACAAUGUUUUUGCUGUUAUAAGGGGGCUGGAAGAGCCUGACCGCUAUGUGCUGCUUGGCAAUCAUAGAGAUGCUUGGACAUAUGGUGCUGUCGACCCCAACAGCGGAACUGCAGCCCUGCUAGACAUUGCUCGUCGAUAUGCUCUUAUGAUGGGUUUGGGUUGGCAGCCUCGAAGGACAAUAAUUCUCUGCAGUUGGGAUGCAGAAGAGUUUGGGAUGAUAGGAUCCACUGAGUGGGUUGAAGAAAACCUCCUAAAUCUUGGCUCCAAAGCUGUUGCCUACCUCAAUGUUGAUUGUGCUGUUCAAGGUCCAGGCUUCUUUGUUGGAGCAACUCCCCAGCUAGACAAUCUCAUUCGUGAGGUCACAAAGAAGGUCAAGGAUCCUGAUUCAGGGGGUGCAACGGUGUAUGAGAGGUGGGGCGCCACAAAUAUGGGCACAACUAUACAAAGGCUUAGUGGAGUUGAUUCUGAUUUUGCUCCAUUCCUGCAACAUGCGGGGGUUCCAUCUGUUGACAUAUACUAUGGCAGAGAUUUUCCUGUAUACCACACUGCUUUUGACACCUAUAACUGGAUGACAAAGUACGGAGAUCCAACGUUUCAGCGGCAUGUGGCUGUUGCAGGAAUUUGGGGAAUUGUAGCCCUUCACCUGGCUGAUGAUUCAAUUCUACCAUUCAAUUACCUCUCUUAUGCUGAACAGUUGCAGGGGUAUACAGAUGUCUUGCGCAACCUGUCGGAUAGUAGUGUAUCUAUUCAUCCUUUGGUAGCAUCAAUUGAAGAACUUAGCUUUGCAGCUAAAGCAGCUCAGGAUGAGGCAAAGAUACUGAGAGAGCAAGAAUCUAGUGAUGAUUCUGUAGCGUUGCAAAAGCGAGCAUUGAAUGAUCGGCUGAUGCUUGCUGAAAGAGGGUUCUUGGAUGCAGAUGGGCUUCAAGGAAGGCAGUGGUUUAAGCAUCUUAUUUACGGGCCUCCCAGUGACUAUGAAAGCAAGCUGGUUUUCUUCCCUGGAGUAGCAGAUGCCAUUUCUGGAUCUGCAAGAAUGAGUAGAAAAGAAAGGCAAGCAGCAAUUCAGCAUGAGAUUUGGAGGGCUGCCAGAGCAAUACAAAGAGCUACCAGAGUCAUUAAAGGGGAACUAACCUGAAAGAAAAAAAAAAAAAAAAAAAAAGUGAUAGGAAAACUACCACACAUGGAGAAGAACGGGAUAGCAAAAUGUCUUGACUUGUAUUUUAUAUGAGUGGGAAUCUCUUUUUUGCCGGUUUAUCCUUUAUGUGUGUAGUCUUAUCAGUUGCAAUUAAAGAAUGUGAAAAUGGACAAUUGUUUUAUGCCCUAUUGUAUAUAAUAAUUGUACGGAUUUAUUAUAUGGUUAAA